Molecule: messenger RNA, 2106 nt
Organism: Penicillium argentinense
Lineage: Eukaryota; Fungi; Ascomycota; Eurotiomycetes; Eurotiales; Aspergillaceae
Gene: sly1
Product: syntaxin-binding protein
Exons: 4
Coding region: 1-2106 (701 amino acids)
Biological process (GO): intracellular protein transport; endoplasmic reticulum to Golgi vesicle-mediated transport
Cellular component (GO): Golgi membrane; cytosol
Molecular function (GO): syntaxin binding
Source: RefSeq, a predicted model, not a curated record
AUGGCGCAUCCUAUGUCACUCCGGGACCGACAGGUCGCUUCCAUUCAAAAGCUUCUCAAUCUGAACCAUGAUCCGCGCCCUGCCGACGAAAGUACCCAUGACCCGUCAGGACAUUCUGGACUCGUUUCCCAAUCCACGCCUAUUUUGAACGAAGAUGGCGAUCCCAUUUGGAAGGUUUUGGUCUUCGAUGGCAUGGGCCGAGACGUUAUCAGCAGUGUGCUAAGGGUCAAUGAUCUUCGUGCUUGGGGAAUCACCAUUCAUCUGAACAUUAACUCCCAACGAUACCCUAUUCCCGAUGUCCCCGUGGUGUACCUGGUCGAGCCCAACGAGGCUAAUAUCCAGGCCAUCACCCGCGAUCUCGCGGGUGGUUUGUACUCUCCUGCCUAUGUGAACUUCCUCUCCUCCGUUCCCCGCCCACUCCUCGAAGACUUCGCAUCGCAAAUAGCGACCUCUGGCGCAUCAGAGAACAUCGCCCAGGUCUUUGAUCAAUAUCUUAACUUCAUCGUUGCUGAGCCCGAUCUGUUCAGCUUGGGACUAGGCAAUGAUGCCUACUACAAAAUUAACAGUGGCAAGACAAGUGAUGAGGACUUGGAUGCUAUGAUCGAUAAAGUGGUCAGCGGUCUCUUCAGCGUGAGCGUCACCAUGGGUACAAUUCCCAUCAUCAGAUGUCCCAAAGGUGGGGCGGCAGAGAUGAUUGCCACCAAACUCGAUCGAAAACUCCGUGAUCACAUCCUCAACUCCAAGGAUAACCUUUUCUCUGGCAACCAAAGAGCCCUGCCUGGUGUUGUUUCUAGCCGUCCUGUGUUGAUUGUGAUGGAUCGAAAUGUUGACUUGGUACCCAUGCUCUCGCAUUCUUGGACAUACCAAUCUCUUGUGCAAGACGUUCUUCAGAUGCGUCUAAAUCGGAUUACCCUGGAUGAUGAGGAGUCAGGCAAGGUCUCAAAGAAGUCCUACGAUAUCAACAGCAACGAUUUCUUCUGGCAAAGGAAUGCCGGCGCUCCCUUUCCUCAGGUAGCCGAGGAUAUUGACGCCGAGCUGACACGAUACAAGGAGGACGCCAACGAUAUCACAAAGAAGACAGGUGCUUCUUCUAUCGAAGAUCUCCAGAAUGACACAAGCGCCUCGGCACAACAUCUCAAGGCCGCUAUAACUCUACUACCCGAGUUGCGGGAGCGAAAAGCAGUUCUCGAUAUGCACAUGAACAUCGCCACUUCCUUACUUAAGGGCAUCAAGGAUCGACAACUAGAUGGCUUCUUUGAGCUGGAGGAAAACAUUACAAAACAAUCCAAGUCGCAAAUCCUCGAGCUCAUUAAUAACCCCGCCAAAGGCAGCAAUCCGCUUGAUAAAUUGCGUCUGUUCGUCAUCUGGUUCCUCAGUACCGAGACCGAAUUGAACCGCGCAGAGAUGAGCGAAUUUGAGGAGGCUCUGAUCAAGGCUGGUGUCUUGGAUGUGACGCCGAUUGCAUAUGUUCGGCAAGUCCGCGAGAUCACGCGAAUGACCAUGAUGACCACUGCUGCCCCAGAGCAGCAAUCCAACGAUCUUUUUCGCGGUUUCUCAUCCCUCUCCAACCGCCUAACAGACCGCCUCACCUCCGGUGGCCUGGGUGCUAACUUCGAAAACCUGCUUUCCGGUGUUAAAAACUUCCUGCCCGCAAACAAGGAUCUUACCGUAACCAAGAUCACGGAAUCCAUCAUGGACCCCUCCGCCGCAUCCAGCUCGGCAAUUGCAAAGACCGAAAACUACCUCUACUUUGACCCGCGAAGCGCCAAUGCACGUGGGGCCAUGCCUCCGACCUCUGCAUCCCGAACCCAACAGAUGCCCGGUGGAACUAUCCAGGGCCCUGGUACCGGUGCCACCUUCGGCCAACGUCGCCAAGCCUUCAACGAAGCCAUUGUGUUCACGGUUGGAGGUGGGAGUAUGGAUGAAUAUGGUAACUUGCAGGACUGGGUCGCUCGGACGAGCGGCCAGCAAGGUACAGAUGGUGCACCAGUCAACCGUGGCGCUCCUUCCGGUAUUCGCCGCCGUGUUGUCUACGGCAGUACGGAUUUGAUGAAUGCCAGCGAAUUCCUGUCGGACUCGUUGGCGCCGUUGGGCAGAGAGAGCUAA